This is a messenger RNA of Prosopis cineraria, 1151 nucleotides long. RefSeq lists its product as uncharacterized. Gene Ontology annotation, molecular function: rRNA (guanine-N7-)-methyltransferase activity. Bases 101 to 940 code for a protein of 279 amino acids. Gene Ontology annotation, cellular component: cytoplasm; cytosol. NCBI's taxonomy places the organism in Eukaryota, Viridiplantae, Streptophyta, Magnoliopsida, Fabales, Fabaceae. The transcript has 7 exons. Gene Ontology annotation, biological process: rRNA processing. The record is from RefSeq and is a predicted model, not a curated record.
UCAAAUUCAGUCGCAAAACUUUCGUGCUCGGCGGUGUACUCAGUGUGAGCCGUGAGGGAGGGUCGAAGACGGACGAGAAAGGAAAAGCGCGCGCAGCGAGAUGCUGCUAAGUCGCAGCACGGUGGUUAGCUUGGAGGUUUGUGGGUGGACUUUCUUCAAACACCUCCGGACACGCAAUCCAAAUAAUAGAAUCAGCACCAAAUCCAUAUGUUCUACAGUCUUCAAUUCUCUUUCUCACUUUGCAGCCCUAUCUUCCUGCCAGAAAGACCAGAUUCAUCUCUACGUUGAUGUUCUUCUUGAAUGGAACAAGCGGAUGAAUCUUACUGCAAUUAAAGAGGUAGAUGAAGUAAUGGAACGGCAUGUUGAGGAUUCCCUUGCAAUUUUACCGCCUUUGAGAGAUUGCUAUCGGUCACACUGCGGCACUUCCUAUGAUAAGCUCAAAAUGGUAGAUGUUGGAACUGGGGCGGGCAUUCCUGGAAUAAUUUUAGCCGUAGCUUGCCCAGAAUGGGAUGUAACGCUGUUGGAGUCUAUGAACAAGCGAUGCGUUUUCUUAGAGCGUGCUGUCGGUGUUGCUGGUUUGUCAAAUGUUCAAAUUGUCAGAGGAAGAGCAGAGAAUUUGGGACAGAAUCUCUGCUUGAGAGAACAAUUUGACAUAGCAGUAGCAAGGGCUGUUGCAGAGAUGAGAAUAUUGGCCGAGUAUUGUCUUCCAUUGGUUCGUGUCGGUGGAUUGUUUAUAGCUGCCAAAGGUUAUCAUCCUGAGGAGGAAGUUAGAAAAGCCGAAGGUGCAAUCCAAAAGAUGGGUGCAUCUCUAUUGCAAAUCUGCUCAGUGGAAUCGCAGAGCCCACAUGGUCAGCGAACUGCUGUCAUUUGUCUAAAAGAUCGUCCCACCCCAAAGAAAUAUCCCCGGGAUCCCGGCAUGCCAGCGAAAGAGCCACUGUAACUAAUUGAGAUGUGUCAUUGUCUUUAUUGCUUUUACUUUGCUUGAGCCUACUUUAACCAAAUAGUGGCAGUCAUAUCUGCAACAAGUGCAAUCUGAUAGCAAGAUUUUCCGCUCCUGUGAAGCAAAUUUGUAUCUAUUUUUAUGAAGUGAAUUUACUCGUAUCUAUUCCCUGACCAAAAAAGAAAGGGAAAAAACUGGUAUUUAUUGUCCA